This is a messenger RNA of Spodoptera exigua (beet armyworm), 1228 nucleotides long. Lineage: Eukaryota; Metazoa; Arthropoda; Insecta; Lepidoptera; Noctuidae. The record is from the annotation of a GenBank genome assembly.
UUACCUGUUCUCAUUUACGUAAACAUGUCGUUUAGUAAUUUAUUCCUGCAUUUAUAUUAAAUCAUACAUGGCGCUUAAGAAAAUAUGACUUGCCGUUUUUUAUAUUAAUAUUGGCGCUUAUAUAUCUUUUGCGGGAAGAAAUUUUAAUCAAAAUUAUGGUUGUUACUUCCUGUACGUAGGCUGCGUUGUCGUUUGGACUUGACGCGAAUUGAUCUUAGUGUGGCUGUUAGUAACAAAACCACAAUCAGUGUGCGACGAAUCGUCGUUUAGUGAGCCCGCGCGUCCCGUUUUCGCGCCACUUGGAUACGAUCUUUGAAUGAUGGAUCGAAGAAAUCGACGUUUGUCCAAGAUCAUUGACCUAGCUUUGACGAAUGCGGGAAUAUCUGAAGUGGAAGGGAAUUUGAAUUCCGUUCCUUCACAAAUAUUUAGUACUAAUACAGACGCUUAUAACGUAAAUAUGGAUGGUGACAAUUUAAAGCAGAAGAAGCAAGAUGAAUCCCUGAUAAAUGAACGUGUCCCAAUUACCGCUAGUACAUCCAACGUUGACGAAGAAUCUAUACCUAAAAUGUUGACAAUCAAGAAUGACUUACUUAUUGCAGCUGAUAAAUAUUUUGGAAGUGAAACUGGCACACCUGAAAUGACACGCGAUGAAACUGACUCACUUAAAAUAACACGCGCUGAAACAAUUAGUUCAUCAUUUCAAGUAAAUAUAGGUUUUGUAGAAUCAGAACUCCCAGAUACGCCCAGUAUAAACCAAAUCGCAGAUGAUGAGUUAAAUAACACAUCAAACAUCCCGACUGCAGGCUCCAUUCAACGAAGUGAUAACUCGACAAAUUCAACAGUUGACGAGCACGUUCGUCCUGACGAAGGAUCAAAAGUUGUUAGUCGAAAAUGUCGCAAACGAAAUUGUAAAACCGAUAAACGUUACAUAGACUAUUUAUCUGAUGAAGAUUUUUCAACAUUUAUGGAUUAUGAUGGUGCGGAUUUUGAUUCAGAUGAAUGGAUCGGAUCGGAGACAUCUAUAGAUGAUGAUAUAAAUGAGAGUUUAACAAAAAAGAGAGCAUCUAAAUCUAAGAAGAAAAAGAAACGGGAGAAUGACAUUCAAGAAGAAGAAGUUGUUGGUGAAACAGCUAUGAGACAAAAGAAAAAAAAUUCAAAGAGGGAGCGACAACAAAGAAGAGCUACUGGUGAUGAAUAUGCACGAAAAGAUGGCAAAGUAGUAACUUAA